Haliaeetus leucocephalus (bald eagle) is the source of this 1212-nucleotide messenger RNA. RefSeq names its product protein ADP-ribosylarginine hydrolase-like. NCBI's taxonomy places the organism in Eukaryota, Metazoa, Chordata, Aves, Accipitriformes, Accipitridae. Bases 1 to 1212 code for a protein of 403 amino acids. The transcript is spliced from 7 exons. The record is from RefSeq and is a predicted model, not a curated record.
AUGGUGCUCAGUGGGGUGGGGGAUGCGCUUGGGUACCGGGGGGGCCGCUGGGAGUACUGCACCUCGGGAUCCCAGAUCCACGCCGAGCUGGCUGAGCUGGGGGGGCUGGAGGCCAUCACCCUCGAGCCCCCUGAGUGGCCCGUCAGCGAUGACACUGUCCUCCACCUCGCGACCGCCGAGGGCCUGGCCACAGGCCUGGAGGGGGAACCCCUCCUGCAGGAGCUGGCUCGCCGCUACGUGGCCGCCAUGGGCGACAUGGAGGGCCGCAAGCCGGGGCCCACCAGCAUCCUGGGCACCUCGCAGCUGCGGCCUGGGGAGCCUGAGGGCUAUCGCAUCCCCUUCAACCCCACCGGCACUGGCUGCGGGGCCGCCAUGCGUAGCCUGGCCAUCGGCCUCAGGUACCCACACGCCCGGGAGCUGCCGACGCUGAUCCGGGUGAGCAUCGAGAGUGGACGCAUGACCCACCACCACCCCACCGGGUACCUCGGAGCACUAGCGGUGGCCCUCUUUGGGGCGCUGGGGGCUCGGGGGGAGCCCCCAGAGCGCUGGGGGGCCGAGCUGCUGCGGGUCCUGCCCCUCGCAUGGGACUACGUGGAGGGUGCUGGGGUUGCCGUGGGGGACAACGCUGCCGCCUGGCCCUUCUUUGGGGAUGCCUGGCACCGGUACCUGCUGUCACAGGGGCUGCAUGAAAGCCACAGCCCAGUGACCCCCAGCGCCACUGAUUACCCCAUUGUCACCGGUGACACCAAUGACCUCAAUUUCCCCAAUGACACCAACGUCCCUGCUGACCCCAAUAUCCCCGUGUUCCUGGAGACCCCACAAUCCCCAGUGACCCCAGUGUACCUGGAAUCCCGGGGGCUUCUGGAGGGUCAUGGCCCACCACAGGUGCCGUCCCUUCCGUCACCAGCCGAGCGGGAUGCUGCGUACCUGGGCUGGGCGCUGGAGGGGUGGCCAGGGCGCAGCGGCCAUGACGCACCCAUGGUGGCCCUGGAGGCCCUGCUGGCAGCCGGUGGGUGCUGGGGGGACCUGUGUGCCAGGGCGGUGCUGCAUGGUGGGGACAGCGAUUCGACGGGGACCAUCGCCGCUGGGUGCUGGGGGCUGCGGGGGGGGCUGGCGCCCAUCCCCCCUGGGCUGCACUGCUGCCUUGAGUACCGUGGGCGGCUGCGCGAUGCUGCCCACCGCCUCCACGCGCUGGCCUGGGGGAAACGCUGA